GAAGGAUUUCCAGACUGGGGGCCGGGCUAACCAUGGCCGAGGGCGGGGAGAAGGCGGAGUUCUGCCUCACGGCCCUCUAUAUAAGAGGGCAGUGGCAGCGGCUGCGCGGUGAUACUGACCUUCAGUGUGUCAGUUCCAGCGCCAUGGCGCCCUCCAGGAAGUUCUUCGUCGGGGGGAACUGGAAGAUGAAUGGGCGGAAGAAAAACCUGGGGGAACUCAUCACCACUCUGAACGCGGCCAAGGUGCCGGCCGACACCGAAGUGGUUUGUGCACCCCCCACCGCCUACAUCGACUUUGCCAGGCAGAAGCUAGAUCCCAAGAUUGCUGUGGCUGCGCAGAACUGCUACAAAGUGACUAAUGGAGCCUUUACUGGGGAGAUCAGCCCUGGCAUGAUCAAAGACUGUGGAGCCACUUGGGUAGUCCUGGGGCACUCGGAGAGAAGGCAUGUCUUUGGGGAGUCUGACGAGCUGAUUGGACAGAAAGUGGCCCACGCCCUGGCAGAGGGACUUGGAGUAAUCGCUUGCAUCGGGGAGAAGCUAGAUGAGAGGGAAGCUGGCAUCACUGAGAAGGUCGUUUUCGAGCAAACCAAGGUCAUCGCAGAUAAUGUCAAGGACUGGAGCAAGGUUGUCCUGGCCUAUGAGCCUGUAUGGGCCAUUGGUACUGGCAAGACUGCAACACCCCAACAGGCCCAGGAAGUACAUGAAAAGCUCCGGGGAUGGCUUAAGUCCAAUGUCUCUGACGCGGUGGCUCAGAGCACCCGUAUCAUCUAUGGAGGUUCUGUGACUGGGGCAACCUGCAAGGAACUGGCAAGCCAGCCUGAUGUGGAUGGCUUCCUCGUGGGCGGGGCUUCCCUCAAGCCUGAGUUUGUGGAUAUCAUCAAUGCCAAACAAUAAGCCCAUCCGUCUCCCCUCCUCUUCCUGCUAAGCCAGGGACUAGGUAGCUCAGAAGCCCAGUGACUGUGCUCCUAUCCCCCCACACACAUGCCCACCCCGCACAUGCUUCUGAUGGUGUCACCUGCUCCCCUCGUGGCCAAACUAUACCUCUUCCUUACUGUUUACACCUUACCCUGUAAUGGUUGGGACCAGGCCAAUCCCUUCUCCACUGACUAUAGUGGUUGGAACUAAACAGGUCACCAAGGUGGCUCCUCCUUGGCUGAGAGGUGGAAGGGGUGGAAUUUGCUCAUGGGUCCCCAAGUGAGGGCAGGAGAGAGAAGCCAUCCUCGUCUCCCAUCUCCCACCAUGAGGCCAAGGGCUGAGAGAAAGUCCUGUUCUCCCCUCAGAGGCCAGGGGUGCUGUUCUCUCCCAUGGUGCCAACGCCUGUGUGUGUUGUAUAUGUGAGCAGUCCCACGUGUGGGGGAAAUAAACACCUGGCACUAA
Messenger RNA from Panthera uncia (snow leopard), 1376 nucleotides. RefSeq names its product triosephosphate isomerase-like. Gene Ontology annotation, molecular function: triose-phosphate isomerase activity. The record is from RefSeq and is a predicted model, not a curated record. Lineage: Eukaryota; Metazoa; Chordata; Mammalia; Carnivora; Felidae. Gene Ontology annotation, cellular component: cytosol. Gene Ontology annotation, biological process: glyceraldehyde-3-phosphate biosynthetic process; glycolytic process; glycerol catabolic process.